AUGGGAUCUGCCCUUGGAAUAAUAAUAUUGAUUUGCCUACUUAAUGAAUCAAUAAAAGCGUCCGAAGUUCCGAGUAAUAUUACAAAGCAAUUCUCCAUAUAUACUUGGCUUCUGGGCAAAAAGAUGGAGCUCAAACCCUGGUUACAAUCAAUCUGUGCUUAUUUCAAGAAAGAAUUAUCAGAUGUGAAUGAAAGAGACAAAAGACUUAAAGUUAUGUUUAGUAACUUUCAAGAAAGUAAACAUCAUAACGAUGAAUUUCAGCCAAACGUAAACAGCACAAUAAUAAGUAGAAUAUGGGAACUAUUCAAUCACUGUUUUCUAACUUUUGAUAAUUUGGCUAAACUUAUUCAAAAUGAUCAUGCAUUAAAAUAA
Messenger RNA from Schistosoma intercalatum, 372 nucleotides. The record is from the annotation of a GenBank genome assembly. NCBI's taxonomy places the organism in Eukaryota, Metazoa, Platyhelminthes, Trematoda, Strigeidida, Schistosomatidae.